UGCUUCGUUUUUCACGUAUACAAGUGUCCGUUUCUGUUUUUAUGUCACGUCGCCGAUCUAAUGGAUGUAAACAAUUUUUUAUAACUUAUUUAUCUCGUGACUCUCGUUACUUCUUCCAUUUCGAUUUUCAUUUUUUUUCUGCAUCCUCGGAUAAAAGUAGUUUUUAAAAAAACUCGAUCCCAAUAAUUUCCAAACCAAUUUAAUCAUUUUCAAGUUUACAAUUAAAUUCGAUUCAUUUUUGCUGUUUAGUUUUUUAGCCAUUCCCAAUACCGUUGUUAUUUUGAUACUCGAGAAUUUUAGACUGAAUGAAAUACAAUUGAAUUGCUCUUUAGAUUCGAAUCGUUUGAUAGUGUCUUAUGAAACAGCCAUUGACGAACGAAGAUGGGAAAUCACAUAGAGGCAUAAAACGCUUCUCAACGAUCUCGACUGUGCUUCGUAUCUCGUUUGCGUUCACCCUUACGUAAGUCGUGAUUUGCAAAGGUUUUGCCUACACGCUCGUGGAAUGUGCAUUUUUUUCCUCGAGUUCUCUCAACCUCGUGUGUAAAGAAGACAAAUGAUAAUAAAUCAACGGAUUUACACCUCUAUCGAAUCCGGCUCGAUCGAUCGAAGGAAUAAAAAAUCACUGGUCUGCAGUACGUCAAAAGUGUGAUCAUUUAUCAUGGAUAUAAUUGAUCAUUGUUGCGUCGAAAAAAGACUGAUUUGAAUCUAGAAAGCAAUCGAUCGUUGCGAGGGCGAAGAUAAAAAGGGUUUCGGGAAGAUGACAGCGACGGAAGAGAAGGAGCCGCUGAUAGUGGCGAGCGCAACAGCGUCAACGAGCGCCGCUUCCCAUCAGAGAAUUUCGUACGAUGCAGUAGCUUUCUUCGAUCCAAAAAGGGAUAAUCAUAGAAAUGGACCGCGAACCGCUGAACCGGAAGCUGUGCUUCGGAUGGAUCCAAUUUUGUCGUCCAACGGACACAAAGAUCGAUCGGUGGAACCUUCGGAAAGGAUAACGUACACGUGGAGUGAUGUGAACGUUUAUCACGCCAAGAAGAAAGAUCGUUUCUGGGAUCGCUUCAAAUUGCUUAGGAACAAACGACCAGUCGAACAAAAGCACAUUCUCAAAGAUGUUUGCGGGGUCGCUUAUCCCGGCGAGCUCCUCGUAAUAAUGGGAUCAUCCGGAGCAGGAAAAACGACACUUUUGAACACGUUGACAUUUCGUCCUGCUCGGGGAAUAACCGUUUCCGGCAUGAUGGCAGCGAACGGUCAACGCGUUAGUCCGAGUGUUCUAAUCUCAAGGACGGCUUACGUUCAGCAAGACGAUUUAUUCGUUGGAACUCUCACGGUGAAGGAGCAUCUUUUAUUCCAGGCAAUGGUACGAAUGGAUCGCAACAUUCCUUAUCGCCAAAGACUCAAGAGAGUGAACGAAGUCAUUUCUGAACUCGCACUAACAAAAUGCAAAAAUACCGUUAUCGGUAUUCCAGGACGCGUGAAAGGUCUGUCCGGAGGUGAAAUGAAAAGAUUGUCGUUCGCCUCGGAAGUUCUGACCGAUCCUCCUCUCAUGUUCUGCGACGAGCCAACUUCCGGUCUCGAUUCUUUCAUGGCGCAUCAAGUAGUCUCAGUCCUCAAGGAUUUGACUCGUCGAGGCAAAACGAUCAUUGCAACGCUCCAUCAACCAUCGUCGGAGCUCUUCGCUCUCUUCGACAGAAUAUUGUUGAUGGCGGAAGGACGAGUCGCGUUCAUGGGGACGCCCGAGCAGGCUUGUGCCUUCUUCAAAUCGAUGGGAGCCGUUUGCCCGAGUAAUUACAACCCCGCCGAUUACUUCGUCCAAGUUCUGGCGGUCGUUCCAGGUCGUGAAGUGUCCUGCAGACACGCAAUAAAUUCGGUCUGCGAUGCUUUUCAACGCAGCGAUCACGGGAUGAAAAUAGCGCUGGAGGCCGAGUCGAUCAACGGGGAAUUCGAGGAUUCCUUGAAAGAUUCAGCCUCCAAGGGCAACAGAGGAAGCUCGCCUUACAAAGCAUCCUGGUGCGAACAGUUUCGUGCCGUUCUUUGGCGCUCGUGGAUCUCCGUCAUCAAAGAGCCAAUACUCAUCAAAGUUCGACUGCUUCAAACCCUGAUGGUGUCGCUGCUCAUCGGAGUUAUAUAUUUCGGUCAAAAGCUCGACCAGGAUGGAGUCAUGAAUAUCAACGGUUCACUGUUUAUAUUCCUCACGAAUAUGACAUUCCAAAACGUAUUUGCAGUGAUAAGUGUCUUCUGUGCGGAAUUACCAAUUUUUUUGAGAGAGCAUCGCAACGGAAUGUACCGCACUGACAUUUAUUUCAUCUGCAAGACGCUCGCGGAAGCUCCAAUUUUUGUGGCUGUGCCCUUCGUCUUCACGACCGUUGCUUAUCCAAUGGUCGGUCUGUAUCCUGGAGUUGAACAUUUCUUCAUCGCUGCUGGAAUCCUCGUAUUGAUAGCCAACGUCGCUACCUCCUUUGGUUACCUAAUUUCGUGCGCGAGUACGAAUAUUUCCAUGGCCCUCUCGGUUGGACCACCAGUUAUCAUUCCAUUCCUACUGUUUGGUGGAUUUUUCUUGAAUACUGCCUCGGUUCCACCUUACUUCAAAUGGUUUUCCUAUCUCUCCUGGUUUCGUUAUGGCAACGAAGCACUCUUGAUAAAUCAAUGGUCCGACGUCGAAUCCAUAGCCUGCACUCGAAGUAACGCCACGUGUCCCAAAACCGGAAGUAUGGUUCUCCAAACGUUCAAUUUUCGAGAAGAGGACUUUUGGGUGGACAUAAUCAGCCUGGUCAGUCUCAUCAUAGCCUUCCGAUUCCUCGCAUUCCUGGCACUACUCUCCAAAACUUUGAGAUCGAAAUUCGUGUACAACGAGGUAUCGAGAUCGCAGUCGCCGCUCAGCGCUAAGGUUUCCUCUCAUGAACGAAAAAGUAGGCCUGCGUCAAGUUCCGCGAUCUCGAUAGCGCUCGUCAAUAGUGUUUUUCCGUGUUUCAAUUCUAUGAAAUUAAUGAACAAAGUGCAACGAAAAAUGUUGGAAAAUUCACCUCAACCGAGAAUUCCUCGGCCGUUUGAUUCCCUGGGCAAAGGGGUCACGCUCUCUUGGAGCGAUCUCUCUGUUUAUGUCAUGGAUCGUGGCAGCAGCGUUUGCAAUCAACUUGUCAAUAACGUUCGGGGGGCAGUCAGACCCGGCGAUUUGACAGCUAUCUUGGGAGGAAGCGGAGCGGGAAAAAGUUCGUUGAUGACAGCCCUGGCGCUGCGGACGGGGCCGGGAAUUAUUGUGCACGGUGAUAUACGAAUAAACGGACAAAUUCCGGGGCCUUCGUUCAUGAGACACUGCAGCGGUUUCAUGCAUCAGGAAGAUAUUUUCAUCGGUACUAUGACGGUUUUGGAACACAUGUGGUUUAUGGCUCGAAUGAAGCUCGACAGAAGAAUGGAAAACUGGGAAAUCCGCGAGAGAGUCGACAACCUUUUGAAAGAAGUUGGCUUGUCGUCUCGACGGGAUGCGCGAAUCGGGACAGGAGGCUACGACAAAGUGUUGUCUGGCGGGGAAAAAAAGCGUUUGGCAUUCGCGACCGAAUUACUCACGGAUCCGAAAAUUUUAUUUCUCGACGAACCAACGACCGGACAAGACUCUCAUUCGGCGAGUGUCCUCGUCUCUCAACUGACGGAAUUCGCACGUCGGGGACGGACGGUUUUGUGCACUAUUCAUCAACCGAGCUCCGCCAUUUUCGACACUUUUCACCGCAUUAUUCUCGUCGCUGAUGGACGAAUCGCCUUCGCCGGAACUCGGGAGCAAGCACUGAAGUUUUUCUCCAGACAGGGUUACGACUGCCCCAGAAAAUACAAUCCGGCCGAUUUCCUCGUAGCAACGCUGGCCAUAGCGCCGAGAGAAGAGGAUUCGAGUAGAAGAACGGCUCAAAGAAUUUGCGACGCUUUUCUGACGAGUGACGCUUGUCGAGAAACGGACGUGAUACUGCAGCUCGAGCUUCACAUGGCGUCGUCGUACGAUUGGCGCGGGGAUAUUCGAAACUUGAGUAAUUUUAAACAAAUCCCAUGCUGGAAGAGACUCUACUGGUUGACUCACAGGGGAUUCAUGCAGGUUUUGAGGGAUCCUUCGGUCCAGUGUGUUCGCAUAAUACAAAAAUUGUGUCUCGCGAUAAUGGCAGGUUUAUGUUUCGUCGGUGCAAUAAACUUGGAUCAAUUGGGAGUACAAGCGGUCCAAGGAGUACUUUUUAUUCUAGUUUCGGAAAAUGCUUUUUUCCCAAUGUACGCGACUCUUUCUCUGAUACCCCAGGAACUGCCGUUGUUUCUGAGGGAACAUCGAGCCGGAAUGUACCCGAGCCAUCUUUAUUAUUUUUCACGAAUCAUUUCCCUGCUGCCAGGAUUGAUAGUCGAGCCCGUUCUCUUCACAAUGAUCGUUUACUGGCUGGCAGGACUCAGAAGUACGAUAGAAGCUUUCGGAUGGACUUUGCUCGUAGCCAUUCUGACGAUGAACGUUUCUACAGCUUGUGGUUGUUUCUUUUCUGCGGCUUUUGACAGCGUGCCAUUGGCAAUGGCGUAUUUAGUGCCCUUCGAUUACAUUCUCAUGAUUACAAUGGGACCGUUCGUCAAACUCGGAACCUUGCCAAUGGUCAUUGGCUGGGUGAAGUACAUAUCGUGGUUGUUACAUUCGACCGAGGCGCUGACGAUCGUGCAGUGGAAAGAUGUGCACAACAUAACUUGCGAAAAAGAAGAUUCGGAGCUGCCGUGUUUGACUGAGGGCUCCCAAGUGCUUGACAGGUACGAUUUCGACGAGAAGAACUUUUGGAUGGACAUCACAGCGAUGGCGAUAAUACUAACGGUUUUUCACAUUUUGGCUUACCUUUCCUUAUGGAAUCGAUGUCGAUCGAAGUGAAACGAUUACGUAUGUUUACGUCGUGCUUUUAUAAAUAAUGAAAUAUCGAAAUGUGCCUAUUCGUGAAUGCGUGGAAGAGAAAAUUCAAUAAAAAUCCUGUUUGUAUGUG
Messenger RNA from Venturia canescens, 4973 nucleotides. Its product is annotated as pleiotropic drug resistance protein TUR2-like. Lineage: Eukaryota; Metazoa; Arthropoda; Insecta; Hymenoptera; Ichneumonidae. Gene Ontology annotation, biological process: transmembrane transport. The transcript is spliced from 26 exons. The record is from RefSeq and is a predicted model, not a curated record. Bases 758 to 4864 code for a protein of 1368 amino acids. Gene Ontology annotation, cellular component: cytoplasmic vesicle membrane; plasma membrane. Gene Ontology annotation, molecular function: ATP binding; ABC-type transporter activity; ATP hydrolysis activity.